AACAUUUGGUAUAAUUUUUCGAAUUCUGUAUCAAGAAUUCCGGUUCGAAAAUGGAUAUCGUUGAAAAAAGGGCAAAGCUUUGAAUUGGUUUUAGAUUUUAAGAAUUGUAAGCAAAUUGGGGGAGAGAACGUGUUGAAUAGUUGGGGAGGAGAAUCGAAGCACCUUCUUCGUCUUCGUCGUCGUCUUCUUCUUCUUCCUCUAAUCAUCCCCAAUUCUCUUCCUUUUUAUUAAUCCUUCCUCUUGUUUUCUCGCUUCAUUCUUCUCCAAUCCAUGGAUCAAAGGCCUCUCGGAUUGCUAACCAUUCACGUCAAAAGAGGUAUUAAUCUCGCGAUUCGCGACGCUAGAAGCAGCGAUCCUUAUAUUGUUAUCACCGUCGCCGAUCAGACAUUGAAGACACGUGUGGUGAAGAAAAACUGCAAUCCAGUAUGGAAUGAAGAAAUGACUGUUGCAAUCAAAGAUCCCAAUGUCCCAAUCCGCUUGACAGUGUUUGACUGGGACAAGUUCACUGGAGAUGACAAGAUGGGAGAUGCAAACGUAGACAUCCAACCAUACUUAGAGGCUCUGAAAAUGGGAAUGGAGCUUUUGAGGCUUCCUAAUGGAUGUGCAAUCAAAAGGGUUCAGCCAUCGAGGCACAAUUGUUUAUCAGAUGAGAGUAGCAUUGUGUGGAACAAUGGUAAGAUCACACAAGACAUGAUUCUUAGGCUUAACAAUGUCGAGUGCGGGGAGAUUGAGAUCAUGCUUGAAUGGCAUGAAGGUGCUGGUUGCAGAGGUGUGACUUCCUCUUCCAAAGGAGGCUCUUCCUCUACCUAAGACAUGUUCUCUCUUUUUUUUUUUUGCUUUCUUUCUAUGUUGUCGAUGAAUGAUCUGUUGUUGUUUCAAUAUGUAUAAGUGAUAAAGCAUGUUUUUGUUUGAUGACCAUUUUCAAUGAUCAGGAAGAAUCUUUGGAGAAUUUGAGACUUUUGUAUCUGUUCAUUUGAAUAUCUUUUGGAGUGUUUCAGUUUC
Eutrema salsugineum is the source of this 1002-nucleotide messenger RNA. RefSeq names its product protein C2-DOMAIN ABA-RELATED 10. The transcript has 3 exons. The record is from RefSeq and is a predicted model, not a curated record. NCBI's taxonomy places the organism in Eukaryota, Viridiplantae, Streptophyta, Magnoliopsida, Brassicales, Brassicaceae. Bases 271 to 810 code for a protein of 179 amino acids.